AUGGCAGUUGCUAUGAAUCAUACCUCUGGAGGAGAUACCCAUGCAGGGGGAUGCAAUGAUGCUUUGUACAAGGAACUAUGGCAUGCCUGUGCUGGACCUCUUGUCACUCUUCCUCGUGAAGGGGAGCGAGUUUAUUAUUUUCCACAAGGCCACAUGGAACAGCUUGAAGCUUCAAUGCAACAGGGGAUGGAGCAGCAAAUGCCCUCAUUUAAUCUUCCUUCUAAAAUUCUGUGUAAAGUGGUUAAUGUUCAGCGCAGGGCUGAACCCGAAACAGAUGAAGUUUAUGCCCAGAUAACACUGCUUCCUGAACCAGAUCAAAGCGAGGUUACUAGUCCUGAUCCUCCACCCCAAGAACCUGAAAGAUGCACAGUCCAUUCAUUUUGCAAGACACUUACUGCUUCUGACACAAGCACUCAUGGUGGUUUCUCUGUUCUUCGGAGGCAUGCAGAUGAUUGUCUGCCUCCUUUGGAUAUGUCUCAGCAGCCACCUUGGCAGGAAUUGGUUGCAACUGAUCUGCAUGGCAGUGAGUGGCAUUUUCGACACAUUUUUCGAGGUCAACCAAGGCGUCACUUGCUCACAACUGGGUGGAGUGUCUUUGUCAGCUCCAAAAAGUUAGUUGCGGGCGAUGCAUUCAUCUUCCUAAGGGGAGAAAAUGGUGAGCUUCGUGUGGGAGUAAGGAGACUCAUGAGGCAACAGACAAAUAUGCCAUCUUCUGUUAUAUCUAGCCAAAGCAUGCAUCUAGGGGUUCUUGCUACUGCUUCUCAUGCCAUUGCGACUGGAACCCUUUUUUCCAUCUUCUAUAAGCCAAGAACAAGUCGGUCUGAGUUCAUUGUAAGUCUUAACAAGUAUCUUGAAGUUCGAAACAGCAAGCUUUCUGUAGGGAUGAGGUUUAAGAUGAGAUUUGAGGGUGAAGAAGUUCCUGAACGAAGGUUUAGUGGCACCAUUGUCGGCGUUGGAGAUAAUAUAUCAUCAGGAUGGGCUGAUUCUGAGUGGAGAUCCUUAAAGGUCCAAUGGGAUGAACCCUCUUCCAUCUUGCGACCAGAGAGAGUAUCACCAUGGGAAUUGGAACCACUUGUUGCAACCACUCCUUCGAACUCCCAACCUGUGCAGAGGAAGCGGGCACGACCAUCUGUCUUACCCUCACCAACAGUGGAUCUUUCUGCACACGGUGUGUGGAAACCCCUAGCUGAGUCCUCUGCUUUCUCAUAUGGUGAUUCACAACGUGGACGAGACCUUUAUCCAUCACCCAAUUUCUCUACCACUGCAAAGGCCAACUCUCUUGGCUUCUCUGGCAAUGGUCCAGUGGCUGGUGUUUCCCCUAACUCAAUGUAUUGGCAUAACCGAGUGGAAAGUGUCACGGACUCUUUUGCUCCAGUUGUAAACAAAAAUUCUGGGGAAAGGAGACAGGGCACUGGGAUUGGCUACAGACUGUUUGGGAUUCAACUUGUUGACAACUCCAAUGCAGAAGGAACUUCACCAGUUGUUACUGUGUCUGGAACAGUGGGCAAUGAUCGCCCAGUUAUGUCUUUGGAGGCAGAAUCUGAUCAGCAUUCUGAGCCUGAGAAAUCAUGUCUGAGAUCUCCCCAGGAGUUGCAAAGUAGGCAAAUCAGGAGCUGCACAAAGGUUCACAUGCAUGGGGUUGCUGUUGGAAGAGCUGUUGAUUUGACGCAGUUUGAACGCUAUGAAGACCUGCUGAGGAAGUUAGAGGAGAUGUUUGAUAUUGAAGGUGAGCUGAGUGGAUCCACGAAGAAAUGGCAGGUAGUCUACACGGAUAAUGAAGAUGACAUGAUGAAGGUUGGGGAUGAUCCAUGGCAUGAGUUCUGCAGCAUGGUGAAGAAGAUUUUCAUCUAUACAUCUGAAGAAGUCAAGAGGUUGUCGUCCAAGAUUAAAUUUCCAGCUGACGACGAGGUCAAAGGAGGUGGUGCCAAUGCUAAUGCUGAUGCAGCUGUUAACACCGAGGACCGCUCAUCCAUUGUUGGGCCUGGAUGCUGA
Molecule: messenger RNA, 1992 nt
Organism: Dovyalis caffra
Lineage: Eukaryota; Viridiplantae; Streptophyta; Magnoliopsida; Malpighiales; Salicaceae
Source: the annotation of a GenBank genome assembly